CCAGGCAUGUGCCCUGACUGGGAAGCAAACCGUGAUCUCCUGGUUCAUAGGUCGACACUCAAUCACCGAGUUACUCAGGCCAGGCAAUCAACAGACUUUUGAGCAGCUCUUGGAAUACAACCACUAUUUACAUUAGAUUGAAAAUGUCCUAUUUACAAGUUUUAGGAACACACUCAUUUAUUAAGUGGGGAUUGCCUAAAUUAGCAAGCAUGCACCUGUGAGAGAAGAUGCUAAUUGCCUCCAAAUCCACAUUUUCUCCUUCAAUAUUAAUAGAAUUUCAGAUUUUUAGUUAGGCCUAUGGUCAGCUCUAAUAAAAACUAAAUUUCGGGGGGAGGAUGGGAGCAGGCUGGAAAAAGUUAAUGGGGGGAAAAGGAGGACCUAUGUAAUACUUCUAACAAAGAGUUUUUAAAAAAAACCACCUAAAUUUCUCAGCUUCCCUUGCAGCUACAUCUGUCCAUGUAAUUAAGUCCUAGUCAAUGAAAUGUAAGCAGAAGUGAUAUGUGCAUUUUCAGGAAAAUAUUUUUAAGGAAAGAGGGCAUGACCUUCUUCCCUCUUCCUCCUUCUCACUGACUGAAAUUGGGAUGUAAUGGCUGGAACUUGAGCAGCCAUAUCAAACUCUAACAUAAUCUUUGGAAUAAGAGCACACCCAGGAAUACCUGACACUUCAGGAAGGAACCCGGCAGGGCUGGGCGGGGAAGGAGCGCGGGUCGGCGGGUGGCGCGUCCAACCGCCGCCUGUCAAACGCCACUCGGGGCGUUUUACUUGCACCCCCUGGGGGCGACCCGGAGACGUCCGUGUUCCUGGCCACGACAGCGCAGGCCCUGGUACAGAAUUUAGCGCUUUCACGGGCUCUGUCGCUCCUAACCCUCCUGUCCCCGGCGAGGCGGUUGGAGACUUGCCAACGGUCAACUGCUUAGACUGUCGACACUUCCAAGAAGAAAAUGGCCCCCGGGGGCUUGGGACGCGCUCCUGGGACUGUCACGGAGCGAGCACUUGGCGGCCCCGCGCCCCCGGCUCGGCCUCCAGCCCCUCAGGACGCAGGCGCGGUCACUGAGCUCUCCCCGCGGAGACUCUCCGGACCGCACCCGCGCCGGCGCGUUGGGCGGCGAGAGGCGGGGCCUCGCCAGGCCCUACGUCACUUCCGUGGGACGGCGCGGGCGCGAGUCAGCAUGUUGUCAGCCGUUCGCCGCGGUCCAGUCCUGCUCCGGCUGCGGCGCUUCAGGCGGCGGCCGGGGGUCGCGCCCUGUCCGUCCCUGCGCGACCUUGGACGGGAGCCCGUCGAGAGAGCUCGGUCCCGGUGUAGCGACUCCUCGCAAAGAGACGCGCGAGAUGGACGGAGAGAGCGCGAGGCCGCGCCGAAGAAGGCUCCCGCCGCAGAGUCGCCUCCAUCACUCCCUCCGAGCGGCCGGGGCAUUGGGGCCAGAUGUCUUUCGUCACUGGAAAGCCUCCGACCGCCGGCGCCUCGAGAGGAGCCAUCCCUUCGAGAGCGCGAGGACUCGAGCGGAGACCUGGCCCUGUCCGAUCCCGCACACCGGGCGUCCGGGGGUUCCUCCCUGCCCGCCCUGGUGGCAGAACUUCACGGCUCCUCUCCCUGGUCCACUUCCAGGGAGGAGCCCUUUCGGGCUGGGGAGCUGAUUUUAGCUGAGACUGGGAAGAGAGAAACACAAUUUAAAAAAUUGUUUCGGCUGAGCAACGCCGGGCGUUUAAAUAGCAGCUGGGGGGUAGUCCCGUUCAGCGACAUCGUGGGGAAGUUCCCCGGCCAGAUGCUGAGGAGCUCCUUUGGUAAGCACUUCCUGCUGAGGAGGCCGGCACUGGAAGACUAUGUGUUACUGAUGAACAGAGGUCCUGCCAUAACGUAUCCGAAGGAUAUAAGUAUGAUGCUGUUGAUGAUGAAUAUUCACCCAGGAGAUACUGUUUUGGAAGCUGGCUCUGGCUCUGGUGGAAUGAGCUUAUUUUUAUCCAAAGCAGUUGGAUCACAAGGACGGGUCAUAAGUUUUGAAAUACGAAAAGACCACCAUGAACUGGCUAAGAAGAAUUACAAACACUGGCGUGAUUCAUGGAAAAUUAGUCAUGUAGAAGAGUGGCCAGACAACGUGGAUUUUAUUCAUAAAGAUAUUUCAGAAGCAAGUGAAGACAUAAAAUCUUUAAAAUUUGAUGCGGUAGCUUUGGAUAUGUUGAAUCCUCAAGUUGCUUUGCCUGUUAUAUACCCUAAUCUUAAACAGGGUGGUACAUGUGCUGUAUAUCUAGCAAACAUCACACAGGUUAUUGAACUUUUAGAUGGAAUUCGCAUCUGUGAAUUUGCUCUCUCAUGUGAAAAGAUAAGUGAAGUCAUUGUCAGAGAUUGGUUGGUUUGCCUUGCAAAACAGAAAAAUGGAAUUUUAGCUCAAAGAGUAGAACCUGAAAUCAACGUGGAUUUACAAUUACAAUCUCAAAAGAUUAGAGCUGAAGGUGAGAUGCUUCAGGAUGGCCCUGGUGAGAUGCUUCAGGAGGAUGGCCACGAAGAAUCUCAUUCUGAUUUUCCAUAUGGAUCAUUUCCCUAUGUUGCUAGACCUGUACACUGGCAAACUGGUCAUACAGCUUUUCUUGUCAAGUUGAGGAAGUUCAAACCACAACUUAACUGAGUACCUCAGAUGACGGCAACUGAUUCGAAGACAGAAAAGUAUCAAAAUAGAACUUUAUGUUGCAAAUCAUUACUUUUGUAGAUUGGUAUUUUUAGCUAUUACUGUGAUUUGUAUAACUUUUACUUAUAAUUCUGAAAAAUAACAAAAGCUAAAGAAAGAUGUGUAGCAUUUUAAAACUGCUUAAAUGUCCACUUUGACAACUGUCUUGUAGUUAGUUUGACAUAUUGUAGUUAAUGAUUCCAAGUUGUUUUAGUUGAGCCAU
Molecule: messenger RNA, 2883 nt
Organism: Myotis brandtii (Brandt's bat)
Lineage: Eukaryota; Metazoa; Chordata; Mammalia; Chiroptera; Vespertilionidae
Gene: TRMT61B
Product: tRNA methyltransferase 61B
Exons: 7
Coding region: 942-2621 (559 amino acids)
Biological process (GO): tRNA methylation
Cellular component (GO): tRNA (m1A) methyltransferase complex
Source: RefSeq, a predicted model, not a curated record